GGGCUUAUGUUCUUCAUUCUUUUCAUUUUCAAUUUUCAUAUCACUUGAAAUUGUAAAAGCAAAUAAGAUAACUUUAUCAUAAUCAGAAACAGAUAUUAAUUCUAUAUUGUAACUUUUAGUUUGCGGGUUGACAACAUACAAGAAACGAAAAUGCCUAAUUGGAAUCUUAUAGGAUCUCUAAUAUUUCCUAAUGUUGGAGGAUGGGUAGGUGCCGCGACUACUAUGGUAGGUCAGGUGUCGAACCAGAAGAAUAAUUCCUGGUACGAAACUAUUAAGAAACCAACUUGGACUCCACCGAACUGGGUUUUCGGACCAGCUUGGACGGCUUUAUAUACAGGAAUGGGUUACGCAUCUUAUAUGGUUUAUGAAGAUUGCGGCGGUUUUAACGAAAAAGCUGUACUUCCACUAGCAUUGUAUGGAGGUCAAUUAGUCUUGAAUUGGAUGUGGACCCCAAUAUUCUUCAGAAUGCAUAAAAUUGGCUGGGCAUUCAUUCACAUUUUGACUCUGGAUAUAGCAGCGGCUGCAUGUGCUGUCAGUUUCUUUAAAGUAAACUCUAAUACUGCAUACUUCAUGACUCCAUAUCUUUGCUGGUUAGCAUUCGCUACAUGUCUGAACCAUUCCAUCUGGGAGCUUAAUAAAGAUGACCCAAAAACGGAGUAAUGGUUGGUUAUUUGAAAGAAUUUCUUGCUUAAAAAGUUAAAAACUAAAGAAAAUAUAGUACACCUAAAUUUCAGAUGCAUUUCUACUUAAAAGUUGUAUAGUAUAGCACAAUAUAGCAUUCUAAUGUUUCCAUCAUAAAUACUAGUAAAUUCAGAUAGAUUUUAAAUGCAUUUUAAUGAGACUAUAGUCUUACAUUUUGUUGUAUUUUUUAAGUAUUAAGUUUUAAAAGAUUUAAA
Molecule: messenger RNA, 896 nt
Organism: Papilio xuthus (Asian swallowtail)
Lineage: Eukaryota; Metazoa; Arthropoda; Insecta; Lepidoptera; Papilionidae
Product: translocator protein-like
Exons: 4
Coding region: 151-660 (169 amino acids)
Cellular component (GO): mitochondrial outer membrane
Source: RefSeq, a predicted model, not a curated record